Suillus subaureus is the source of this 3801-nucleotide messenger RNA. RefSeq lists its product as uncharacterized. Gene Ontology annotation, biological process: transmembrane transport. The record is from RefSeq and is a predicted model, not a curated record. Gene Ontology annotation, cellular component: membrane. Gene Ontology annotation, molecular function: GTPase activity; transmembrane transporter activity; GTP binding. The transcript has 21 exons. NCBI's taxonomy places the organism in Eukaryota, Fungi, Basidiomycota, Agaricomycetes, Boletales, Suillaceae. Bases 1 to 3801 code for a protein of 1266 amino acids.
AUGACGAAGAAACAGAAGGAAGAAAAGGCAGCCGCUGAGCUUCGUCGGCAGGCGCUCCUGGCAUCCGGUGUUCAGAUUGAAGGGCUGCAACAGCAGACAAGUAUUCCUGCAAAGAAGGUCGCGUUUAGUAAUAGGAAGAAGAAGGGUCCUCUUGCUAAGGAGGCCACAGCUUCGCCUGCCCCUGAGUCGAGACCGGAAACUCCAGACGACAUCCUCGAGACUUCCGCCCCUUCACAUGUCGAACCCGCUGCCGAGGAAGCUAAGUUGGACGGAGUGAAGGAUGAGUGGGAUGCAAGUAGCGGAGAUGAAUCAGAUGAAAGUCUUGACUCGGAGGAGAUGCAACCAGAACAAUCAGAAAUCCAAACUGGCGUUCACGUCGACCAGAAUCCACCCGACACAACGCUAGCAGAUUCAAAGACAGAAAAGGCAGAUGCAGGGACAGCUAAGGCGCAUGCGAGAUCAGCACAAACACAUACGGCUGCCACUACGGUGCAAAGUAAAGAUAACAAGGAUAACCUCCGCAGCCCUAUCUGUUGUAUUCUCGGACAUGUUGAUACCGGUAAAACGAAACUUUUGGAUAAGAUCCGUCAAACAAAUGUACAAGAAGGCGAAGCAGGCGGCAUUACCCAGCAAAUAGGUGCCACGUACUUCCCGUUAGAUGCAAUAAAGACGAAGACUGCAGACAACUCUCAAGAAUACAAAAUCCCUGGAUUGUUGGUUAUCGAUACACCUGGACACGAAUCAUUCACCAACUUGCGUAGCCGUGGAAGUUCUCUGUGCAACAUCGCGAUUUUGGUGGUAGAUAUAAUGCACGGCCUUGAGCCACAGACGCUGGAGUCGUUAAGGCUAUUGAGAGACAAAAAAACACCGUUCAUCGUGGCCCUUAACAAGAUUGACCGAUUAUAUGGCUGGAAAGAAACACCCGACGGCGCCUUCCAAGAAUCACUUGCGAAGCAAAAACGAUCUGUGCAACGAGAAUUCGAAGAUCGCGUACAAAAGACCAUCCUCGCCUUUGCAGAACAGGGGUUAAACGCAGUCCUAUACUACGAGAACAAGAGUUUUGCCCGCAAUGUUUCUCUGGUACCUACCUCCGCCAUCACCGGGGAAGGCGUUCCAGAUAUGAUCAUGCUAUUGGUCAAUCUUACCCAGCAACGCAUGAGCGAUCGCUUGAUGUACCUCUCAGAGCUAGAGUGUACCGUCCUCGAAGUUAAGGUAGUAGAAGGCUUGGGCACAACAAUUGAUGUUGUUUUGUCCAAUGGUAUCCUACGUGAAGGUGACAAAAUAAUCGUGUGUGGUCUUAAUGGCCCGAUCGUCACUCAGGUCCGUGCAUUGUUAACACCUCAGCCGCUUCGCGAGCUGCGAAUUAAGGCAAGUUCAGCAUAUGUUCACCAUAAAGAAGUCAAGGCGGCACUGGGUGUCAAGCUUGUUGCUCCCGAUCUUGAUAAAGCUGUUGCGGGUUCACGGCUCCUUGUCGUUGGGCCAGACGAUGACGAGGAAGUUUUGCUCGACGAGGUCAUGUCAGACCUUACCUCGCUUUUAAACUCCGUCGACAAGUCAGGUCGUGGAGUUUGCGUGCAAGCCAGUACGUUAGGAUCUCUCGAAGCGUUGCUCGACUUCUUGAAAGUCAGCAAAAUCCCUGUUUCGGGGAUUAAUAUCGGUCCCGUGCACAAGAAAGACGUCAUGCGCGCUGCCACAAUGCUAGAGAAGGCCAAGGAGCUCGCUGUCAUUCUUUGUUUUGAUGUACCGGUUGACAGGGACACGGAAAAGCUCGCUGAGGAAAUGGGCAUCAAAGUGUUCAAAGCUGACAUCAUCUACCAUCUGUUUGACGCCUUCACUGCCUAUAACAACGAAAUCAUGGAGGCGAAGCGACGAGACGCGGCUCCACAAGCGGUGUGGCCGUGCAGACUGAAAAUUAUAGCUGCCUUCUGUAAACGUGAUCCGAUUAUUUUGGGAGUUGACAUCUUGGAUGGGACUCUUCGGGUGGGCACUCCGAUUUGUGUUGUCACGGUCGAUCCGAGCACACAGAAGAAAGAAAUUAUUGACCUUGGGAAGGUCACGUCGUUGGAGAUCAACCACAAAUCAUUCGAUAUCGUGAAGAAAUCUCAAUCUGGUGGUGGCGUUGCUGUGAAGAUCGAACACGCUGUGUAUGAAUCAGGAAAAAUGUUUGGUCGACACUUCGAUGAAAAGGAUGAACUUUUCAGUCACAUCACAAGACAGAGCAUUGAUGUUCUCAAGACGUCCUUCAAGGCUGAUGUUUCUAAUGAGGAGUGGCUCCUAAUCAAAGCUCUCAAACCCGAAAAACUCGGCUAUAAACAGCAAUUACAUCGCAGCUGGCACUUGAUCGAGAGCUUUGCGGCAAGUUUUGUUGCCCUGAACUUCAUUGGAGGCGUCAGAUCUUAUCUCUUCCUCGGGCUCCUUGCGGGAGGACCUGCCGCGAUAUGGUCAAUGUACCUUGUUACGAUGGUCUUCAUGUUUAUCACUGCUGCUGUUCUCGCCGAGAUCUGUUCCGCGUUACCAUUAAGCGGCUCUAUUUACAUAUGGGCUGCAGAAAGUGCUGGUCCAAAGCAUGCCAGAUUCUUCGGCUUCCUCGUUGCCUGGUGGGCAUGUACUGCAUGGAUGACCUUUACCGCGAGCAACUGCCAAGCCACAGCCAAUUAUAUCGUUUCUCAACUUACUGUUUGGGAGAUUGACUUCCCUGGAGGUGCCGGAAAUGACAAUAUCCAGUGGCGGGCUCUAAUAUGGGCAAUAUCCGAAGGAAUGUUGUUGUUGUCGGUGGCUAUCAACUACCUGCCGCCAAGAUUUUAUUCUGGUGUCUUCAAAUUUUCCAUCGGCCUCAUGAUGCUCGACUUUUUCCUGUGUCUCAUCUGGUUGCCCAUUGGUGUUUCGAAUACCUACGGUUUCCGGUCCGCCAGUGAUGUCUUCACGAUGACCUAUAACGGCACAGGAGCCCCACCUGGGUGGAACUGGCUCUUAUCUUUGUUAUUCACGGCGGGAACCCUGACUGGCUUUGAUGCUUCAGGACACAUCGCCGAGGAGACCAAGAAUGCUAGUGUGGUUGCAGCCAAAGGGAUUCUGUGGAGUGCAAUUGCAACAGGUGUUUUGGGCUUCAUUACGACCAUUCUGUUUUUGUUCUGUACACCAGACCUCGACGCCGUGUUCGCCCUAGAUGCGCCACAGCCAUUCGUGCAGAUCUACGCGCUCGCUCUUGGAAGGAAAGCCAGUAUCUUUAUGACUAUUAUUGCGGUCAUCGGCCUGAUCAUGAACACAACUGUUUCUAUUGUCGCGUCCUCGCGCCUUGUGUUCGCGGUCGCCAGAGACGGGGUUUUACCAUUGUCCGGAUGGAUCGGCUCCGUCGACUCGAAAGGACAACCUCGCAAUGCAGUGACCGUCAUCUACAUCUUUGCAGCCAUUCUUCUCUGUACGAUCAUUCCCAGUCAGGUGGCAUUCACAUCGUUGGUCUCAGCCGGGGCUGUCCCGACCAUUGCGGCAUAUGGCCUUAUCGCUUUGCUGCGCUUGACGAUGACACCCGAUCGUUUCCAGUCCUCUCAUUUCAAGCUGGGAAAAUACGCCAAGCCAUUCUAUGUUUGUGCUGUCUUAUUUAAUGCACUGGUAUUUGCGGUCGAUAUAUCGCCAUUUGAGUUCCCUGUGAACGCUCAGACAUUCAAUUUUGCCACCGUUAUCUUUGGCGCAAUUUCCAUUUUCGCUUUCCUGAGCUGGUACUUCACUCCUGAAGAAAAGUGGCUCAGGAAGGACCAGAUACUCAAGGCAUAUGAGGCAGUUGAUCAUCCUGAGGAUGAGUGA